UUACAUGCGCAUCACGAAUCGUGUAAAUACAGUAGCGAUUCGCCGGAUUUCUAAUCAAUUUUUGAGUUUUCCUGCUUGUAUUUCGGCCUUUUUGCGACAUGAAAACAGUUUUGUGAACGUUUGACGUAUCAACGAUUGAUUUUUGAAGCAAAUUUUGCUGAAAUUUUUCCUGAAGAGGUGCCGAAACUUCUUCCAAAAUGCCGCGUGUGAUGAUCAAGGGCGGUGUUUGGAGAAACACCGAGGAUGAAAUCCUCAAGGCGGCGGUGAUGAAAUAUGGCAAAAACCAAUGGUCUCGAAUCGCAUCGUUGUUGCACAGAAAGUCGGCCAAGCAGUGCAAAGCCCGUUGGUAUGAAUGGUUGGACCCGAGCAUCAAGAAGACCGAGUGGAGCAGGGAGGAGGAUGAGAAGCUACUGCACUUGGCCAAGUUGAUGCCCACACAAUGGAGGACCAUUGCACCCAUCAUUGGCAGGACAGCUGCUCAGUGUCUCGAGAGAUACGAAUACCUUCUGGAUCAAGCUCAAAGAAAGGAAGAGGGAGAAGAGGGAAUGGAUGACCCGAGGAAGCUGAAGCCGGGUGAAAUUGAUCCGAACCCAGAAACUAAGCCUGCUAGGCCAGAUCCUAAGGACAUGGACGAAGAUGAACUUGAGAUGCUGUCGGAGGCAAGGGCCAGAUUGGCCAACACUCAAGGCAAGAAGGCCAAACGCAAGGCCCGAGAAAAGCAGCUGGAGGAAGCCAGGAGGUUGGCUGCUCUACAGAAACGCCGAGAAUUGCGUGCUGCUGGAAUUGAAGUGCGUCAGAGAAGGAAGAAGAAGCGCAUGGUUGACUACAAUGCUGAAAUUCCCUUUGAGAAAAGACCAGCUUUGGGCUUCCACGACACUGCCGAGGAAACUUUCAACCCUGACGACAUUGAUUUCAACCACUUGAGGCAGCAGCAUCUCGACGGAGAGCUGCGAAGUGAGCGUGAGGAAAGGGAUAGGCGCAAGGACAAGCAGAAGCUCAAGCAGAGAAAGGAGAAUGAUAUGCCUAUGGCCAUGCUUAACAACCAGGAGCCAGCACGGAAGAGAAGCAAACUUGUGCUUCCCGAGCCACAAAUUUCCGAUCAGGAGUUGCAGCAGGUGGUCAAACUGGGGCGAGCCAGUGAGGCGGCCAGAGAGGUGGCCACUGAGAGUGGCCAGCAGUCUUCAGAUACCCUCUUGGCCGACUACUCCCUGGCCACUCCCACUACGAUGCAAACGCCUAGGACUCCGGCACCACAGACGGACAAAAUCCUCCAGGAGGCACAGAACAUUAUGGCUCUGACGCAUGUGGACACUCCAUUGAAGGGAGGAUUGAACACACCCCUUCAUGAGUCAGACUUCAGCGGAGUUACCCCUCAACAUGGGGUAGUUGCCACUCCAAAUACUGUGCUUGCCACUCCAUUCCGCUCUAAUCGCGAAGGUGGUGGACAAACUCCUGGAGCGUCCAGUGUGGUCAGCUUCACCACUCCAGGGUCACAGACCCAGGGUUCUGUGAGCCAACAGACACCCUUGAGAGACAACUUGAACAUCAACCCAGACGAUGCCCUAGAAGCUGGUGGAGCAACUCCUGCAGCCAUGAAAAGCUAUCAGCGCCAGGUCCGUGACCAACUUCGUCAGGGUCUCAGCACCUUGCCCACACCUAAGAAUGACUACGAAAUCGUGGUGCCUGAAGAUGAAGGGGCAGACGGAGGGAUGGAGCCUAUGAUAACUGAUGAGGAUCAGGCAGACAUAGAUGCUCGACGAGAGGAGGAGAUUCGGAGGAAAUUACAAGAAGAACUGCGUGCAAGGUCUCAGGUCAUUCAGAGGGCGUUGCCAAGACCGGCUGACAUGAAUAUGAGCAUCAUUAGAACAGACGCUCAGUCUCUGACUGAAAUGCAAAAAGCUGAGGAGUUAAUUAAGAAAGAAAUGCUGGUCAUGAUGCAUUAUGAUGCUGUUAAAAAUCCAACUCUGUCCCAAAUGGGCAUCAAGGAUGACAAGAUGAAAGGGUCAAAGCCAUCAGGUCCGUUGAACGAGUCGCAGUACUUGAAUUUCCUUCAGAAAAACCCUUAUGAUAAUUUUGAUGAGAAUGACAUCAAAUAUGCUAAGCAGUUACUUGCGGAUGAGCUGGAAGUUGUAAAACAAGGCAUGGGCCACGGAGAUCUACCUUUCGACGCCUACACUCAAGUGUGGAAUGAAUGCUUGUCCCAAGUUCUGUAUCUGCCGUCACAGAGCCGAUACACCAGGGCCAACUUGGCCAGCAAGAAGGACAGACUGGAGGCUCUGGAACGCAAACUGGAGAAUAACAGGCAGCACAUGGCCAAGGAGGCAAAGAGGGCUGCAAAAAUUGAAAAGAAACUGAAGAUUCUUACUGGUGGAUAUCAGUCUCGCGCCCAAGGUUUGAUCAAGCAACUAUUGGACUUGCAUGAUCAAUUGGAGCAAUCAAAGACGGAGCUGUCUACUUUUGAGUUCCUACAAAAUUUGGAGCGUAAUGCCAUUCCAAGGCGCUUGGAGUCUGUUACUGAAGAUGUCAAGAAACAAACUGAUAGAGAAAAUCAGUUGCAAGCAAAGUUUGAUAUGCUCUCGACUCACUGCGGCCAGUCUGAAAAUCUGCGAAAGAGGCUGGCUGAGAGUGUGGAGAUGUUGAACCCUCAGGCUGGCCCCUCAUCCAGGGAUGAUGAAUAUGAAGAAAUGGAGCAGGAGGAAACCGAGGUCGGGGAUGUGGAAACUGAAGUCGAGGCAGUGGAAACUGUUCAAGAACAACAGCAAGAAGAUGAGGAGGAUGAAGGAGAAGAACGUGCUGAUGAAGAAAAUGACGAAGAAGAGGAAAAUGAAGAAGAGGAAGAUAAUGAUGAUGGCGAACAGGAUUAAACACAGUUUCUAGGUAUCAAUAAAUAAAUAAUAGUAGUUGUAUGAAUAUCGUUUUUAGUAUUU
This is a messenger RNA of Neocloeon triangulifer, 2927 nucleotides long. It is a transcript of the gene Cdc5, whose product is annotated as cell division cycle 5-like protein. Gene Ontology annotation, cellular component: Prp19 complex; spliceosomal complex. The transcript is spliced from 12 exons. Bases 198 to 2864 code for a protein of 888 amino acids. NCBI's taxonomy places the organism in Eukaryota, Metazoa, Arthropoda, Insecta, Ephemeroptera, Baetidae. The record is from RefSeq and is a predicted model, not a curated record. Gene Ontology annotation, biological process: mRNA splicing, via spliceosome; regulation of transcription by RNA polymerase II. Gene Ontology annotation, molecular function: DNA-binding transcription factor activity, RNA polymerase II-specific; RNA polymerase II transcription regulatory region sequence-specific DNA binding.